Molecule: messenger RNA, 1176 nt
Organism: Drepanopeziza brunnea f. sp. 'multigermtubi' MB_m1
Lineage: Eukaryota; Fungi; Ascomycota; Leotiomycetes; Helotiales; Drepanopezizaceae
Biological process (GO): dTMP biosynthetic process
Cellular component (GO): cytosol; mitochondrion
Molecular function (GO): thymidylate synthase activity
Source: RefSeq, a predicted model, not a curated record
AUGUUCGGUCCACAGCCGAGAGCCUACGUCAUUGACAGGGUGUUUGUCUUGGCAGUCGCGUUCGAGAAAACACUUAACGCGUCCGACCUUGGCCUGGUGGUGCACGGGCCACUAGCUUUGCUGACCUCCCUUCUUUUUGCAUAUCUGCCUGGACGACCAUACGAUUUCAAAAACAUGUCACCCACGACCUUUGAAGCAGAAUCGUCCUCUCAAGUCAUAUCAAUGUCUGCAGAACCAUUUGUCUCUCAAAAUGAGACUCCAAAACACGAAGAAUACCAAUAUCUCGACCUCGUCCGAGAUUGCCUCGAGAAGGGAGAACAUCGUCCAGACAGAACUGGGACAGGAACAUACUCUAUUUUUGCCCCGCGGCCCAUGAAAUUCUCCCUCACCUCUCCAGACGGUAAACCUAUCCUCCCCCUCCUCACAACGAAACGCGUUUUCCUCCGCGCCGUGAUUGGAGAGCUCCUCUGGUUCAUCUCAGGCUCCACCUCCUCUCUACCACUCCAAGCUGCAGGAAUCAAGAUCUGGGACGGCAACGGAUCCCGCGAGUACCUUGACUCAGUUGGGCUUUCCCACCGGGCAGUCGGCGAUCUGGGACCAGUAUACGGAUUUCAGUGGCGGCACUUCGGCGCGGAAUACGUUGAUGCCGAGACCGACUAUACAGGACAGGGUGUUGAUCAAUUGGCCGAGGUUAUUGACAAGCUGAAGCAUAAUCCUUAUGACAGAAGAAUCAUCUUUAGCGCAUGGAAUCCGAAAGACUUGAAGCUCAUGGCUCUACCACCUUGCCAUAUGUUUGCCCAGUUCUACGUCUCAUUUCCCAAGGGGGAGCUUGGUGAGAAGGGGAGGGGAAAACUGGACUGUCAGGUUUAUCAAAGGAGCUCUGACUUGGGCCUUGGAGAGCCGUUUAAUAUCGCAAGUUAUGCCCUGUUGACGCAUAUGCUUGCUCAUGUCUGCGACUUGACGCCUGGCACCUUCACUCAUGUUCUUGGAGACGCCCACGUCUAUGCGGACCACGUGGAUGCUCUAAAGACGCAAUUGACGAGGGAACCGAAGGCAUUUCCCGAGUUAGAGAUCACGAGAGAGAAAGGGGGCAGCAUCGAUGGCUGGAAGUUGGAGGACUUUAUCGUUAAAGGAUACGAGCCCCAUAAGGCUAUUUCCAUGAAGAUGUCAGUCUAG